UCCAUUUUGGGUGUGCUUGACAGAUCGAGCCUUUUUUUUUUUUGUUCCCUCUCUCUUUCUUCUUCUUUGGUCUAGUUUUGUUGUUGAUCUAUGAUUUCGGCUUUAGGGAUCAUUCUCGUUCCAUCGCCAUCUCUCAGCCGUUGCUCGGAUCUCUUCGGAGUCUCGAACGGGAUUAUGCUAGGCAAGCGACGCUGCGAAAAAAAAAAAAAAGAUACUGCUGUUGAUCGUCAUCAUCCGCCCUCUCGCGACACAUACGGUACUGUGGACCAUCACCACCAUGUCACCCACCGUGCUUAGUGCUUUCUUCUGCGGAUGCGGACGGUCGGCUGUUCUCACUCGCGUACCCCUGA
Molecule: messenger RNA, 350 nt
Organism: Aspergillus uvarum CBS 121591
Lineage: Eukaryota; Fungi; Ascomycota; Eurotiomycetes; Eurotiales; Aspergillaceae
Exons: 1
Coding region: 91-297 (68 amino acids)
Source: RefSeq, a predicted model, not a curated record